Racocetra persica is the source of this 3013-nucleotide messenger RNA. The record is from the annotation of a GenBank genome assembly. NCBI's taxonomy places the organism in Eukaryota, Fungi, Glomeromycota, Glomeromycetes, Diversisporales, Gigasporaceae.
GGGAAGCACAAAAGGAACUCCAAAAACUAGAAGUAAAGGAAACAGUUCGUUCCCAGAUCGAACAAUUUAAAAUGACUAAUCCGCAUUUUGAAAAUCAUGAUUUACCACAGGCUCAACAAAUACUAGAUGAAAAUCAUUUUGGUUUAGAAAAAGUUAAAAAAACGAUUAUUGAACACUUGGCUGUUAUUCAACACACAGGCAAGGUUUCGGGACGAAUUAUUUGCUUUGUUGGUCCUCCUGGGGUAGGAAAAACUUCUCUGGCUAAAUCUAUUGCUAAAGCUACCGGUCGUAAAUUCUUUCGUAUUCAACUCGGAGGAAUAAGGGAUGUGGCUUUGAUUGUAGGAUUUCGACGAACUUAUGUUGGCUCUCUACCGGGAACAAUUAUUCAAGGAUUAAAAAAAGCCGGAGUAAACAACCCCGUAAUCUUAUUUGAUGAAGUAGAUAAAGUUAACCGCUUAGCCAGUCACCAGGGCGAUGCUACUUCGGCCCUUUUAGAGAUAGAAAAGGUAGUUAUCGCCAAAGAUUAUCUUAUUCCCAAAAACCUAACUGAACAUCGGUUAGAAGCGUCCCAAAUUGUUUUUCCCCCAGCGGGAAUUGAAUUCCUUAUUAACCAUUACACCCGCGAAAGUGGAGUACGAGAAUUAAAUCGCUUGAUUAGAAAAAUUUUCCAAAUCUUUAUCAAAGACUUAUUACAAAAAAAAGUUAAUAAAUUACCAGUGAAAAUUACUCCUAAAUUAAUUCAAGACAAACACUAUUUAGGCAAGAUUAUUUAUGAUUUUACGGAAAAGGAGGAAAACCCCCAACCCGGAGGCGAAUUAGGAAAAUUAACUGGUAGUUUAGGAGAUGUGAUGAAAGAAUCCGUAGUAGUGGCUUUUAAUUAUGUGAGGAGUUACCUAGAAAGCUACCUAACAAAUGAAGCCCAAAUUAUUGACGAAGCAGAAAAAGGAAAAAUUGAAGAUUAUUUGGCGAUCCUUAAUAAAAGCAAUUUUAAUCUGCACGCUCCUGAAGGAGCCGUAAAAAAAGAUGGUCCUAGUGCGGGAAUUGCCAUAACCACGGCCAUCCUUUCGGCUCUAACUAAAAAAACUAUUCCGGCCGAUAUUGGCAUGACUGGAGAAAUUACCCUUACCGGCAAUGUUCUGGCGAUUGGUGGUUUACGAGAAAAGGCUAUCGCUGCUUGUCGUAGUAAAUUAAAAACUAUUUUUAUCCCUAAAAAAAAUGAAAAAGACUUAGAAGACAUUCCUGCUGAAGUUCGCAAAGAAUUAAAAAUUAUUUUGGUCAGCAAAUAUCAAGAAGAACUGUGGCCGAGUGGUCUAAGGCGGCAGUCUGCAAAACUGCUAUUUCCAAUGAAAAACUUGAAACCUACUAACAACGCACAAAGAAAUACCAUCUUAGUUGAUUAUCGAAAAGUACUCCACUCGGAAGUUAAAAAGUAUCCGCGAAGUUUAUUUAAAAAAUUACCUUCGCAUGCAGGAAGAAAUAACCAGGGUAAAAUUACCACCCGCCACCAAGGAGGUGGACACAAAAAAACUUAUCGAAUUAUUGAUUUUAAACGUUAUCCUCAUGAUGGAAUGGAAGGAACUAUAAAAAGCAUUGAAUAUAGUCCUUAUCACACAGCUUUCAUUUCUUUAAUCAAUUAUCCAGACGGUAGCAAGGUUUUUAUUAUUACCCCCAACGGAGUAAAAAUUGGAGAUAAAAUAUUGAGUGGAGAAAAUGAAAAAAUUCCUAUCCAAAUUGGGAACAACUUGCCUUUGCGUUAUAUUCCAGCCGGAACUUUUAUUCAUAAUAUUGAACUUAAACCGAAAAAAGGAGGACAAUUAGCCCGCAGUGCUGGGACCAACGCCGUGGUUUUAGGAAAAGAUGAAAAUAGCCGCUACAUUCAGGUUAAACUAGUUUCCAAGGAAGUAAGAAAGAUUUUAGCCAAUUGCCGAGCCACCAUUGGCAAAGUAAGUAAUUCAGAAAAUAAUUUGGUGAAAAAAGGAAAAGCUGCGGUUGGUUAUACUUUUGAGAUACAUAAUGGAAAAGGGUUUGCUAAACUGGAAGUCACUCCUAGUCAUAUUGGUCUUCGCUUUGGCGAAUUUUCUCCUACUCGCCUCAUUCGCUGUCGGGAUUUAGCAAUUUCUCCCCAAAAAAUGCGUCUGGUAGUUAAUUUAGUCCGCAAGAAGGAAAUUAGUCAUUCCUUAGACACAUUGCGUUUUUUGCCUCAUAAAGGUGCCCGAAUGCUACACAAAAUUUUGCAAGGAGCCGCUAAACAGGUUCACCAAAAAUCAGCCAAAGAUACUUUUUAUAUUAACCAAAUUCAAAUAGACCGUGGAACUAUCCGUAAAAGUUUAAUGAUUCGAGCCCGAGGAAAUGCUGACACGCUAAGAAAAGCCCAAAGGAGGAGCCAAAAUAGUGGGCCAAAAGAAAAAUUAAUCCGCGAUUAUCUUUUUUUCUCUUUUCCGGAAAUUACGGAAAUUGGUAUUGAACGUACUGAAGUGGAAUUAUUUAUUAUCGUCCAUACUUCUGACAUCAGCUCGCUCGACGAAAAAUUCAACGAAAGUCAAGACCAAAUUUUAACCAAAAUUGCCAAUAUCGUUAAUGACAAAAAAAUUGCUACUAGAUUAUACUUAGAUAAAAAUUAUUCUUUGGCUCAGGCUAUGGCUAAUAAUUUAGCCCGCCAACUAGAAAGAGUCAAUGGUCGAAUUAAUGGUUGCUUAGAAAAAGGAGGAAUUGCCCAACACAAAAAAAUUAAACAAGGAGAAAUGCCUACUAGCACCUUGGAUAGCUUAAUUGAAGAAGGAAAAAGCGAAGCCAAUACUAUUAAUGGUCAAGAAAAAGAAGGAAAAGGAAAAUUUAACAUUUUUCCUCAUCUCUCUCCCGUGGCAAAAAACGGAACCAUCAUAUUUGAAUUAAAAGGAGUAAGUAAAGAAGUAGCUCACCGAGCCUUAAAAGCCGCUUCCUAUAAAUUACCUAAAAACAGCAAGGAAAAUCAAAAAAUUAAUUAUUAUUACAAAAUUGUUGAUAAAGAUGAAAA